CGUCACCUUCAACCCUAAUCGGAGCAGAGCGAAAGAGAGAAACCCUAGUUGAGGAAAAAUGCCGGCUGGUCAUGGUUUGCGUGCUCGUACGAGAGAUUCCUUCUCUCGUCCAUUCAGGAAGAAGGGUACCAUUGCCCUCACCACCUACCUCAGGACUUACCACAUCGGUGACUACGUCGACAUCAAGGUCAAUGGCGCCGUUCAAAAAGGUAUGCCUCACAAGUUCUAUCAUGGCCGCACUGGUCGCGUCUGGAACGUCACCAAACGUGCCAUUGGUGUCGAGGUCAACAAACAGGUGGGUAACAGAAUAAUCAGAAAGAGAAUCCAUGUUCGUGUGGAGCAUGUGCAGCCUUCAAGGUGCACUGAGGAGUUCCGGCUGAGGAAGAUCAAGAAUGACCAACUCAAGGCUGAUGCUAAGGCUAAGGGAGAGGUCAUUAGCACCAAGAGGCAGCCUGAAGGACCUAAACCAGGUUUCAUGGUUGAAGGUGCCACUUUGGAGACUGUUACUCCCAUUCCUUAUGAUGUCGUCAAUGACCUUAAAGGCGGUUACUAGUCUGUUCUCUGUUCAAUUGCCUAGGUUUUUUCUUCUCUGGGUUUUAGUCCUUUUUUCUUUGGAAGAGCCUUAUAAUUUAUCAACAGUCAGACUCAAGUUUUGCCUUGUUUGAUUCUAAAUACAAGGAUAUGUUAUAUUUUGUUCCUCCUCAGUAUUAUGCUUUAAUCUCUUUUCGUAUGCUAGUAGGUAGCAUGGGAGUGGUGGAUGAAAUCAUGUCUCAGUAGCAUUGUGUAUUGAUGAUUUUUAUAUACCCCUGAUUUUGCUUAUAUCUUGAUUAAUAUUUGUAUAUACCCUCGACCAAACGUCGGCGCCGCUGAGUUACAAUCUAUAACUCGUUAUAAUAAUUUAUUAAUUUUGGUAUAAAAACUCUCCUCUUGUU
Messenger RNA from Abrus precatorius (Indian licorice), 932 nucleotides. Its product is annotated as 60S ribosomal protein L21-2-like. The record is from RefSeq and is a predicted model, not a curated record. The transcript has 2 exons. Gene Ontology annotation, cellular component: cytosolic large ribosomal subunit; ribosome. The coding region runs from base 59 to 553 and encodes 164 amino acids. Gene Ontology annotation, molecular function: structural constituent of ribosome. Lineage: Eukaryota; Viridiplantae; Streptophyta; Magnoliopsida; Fabales; Fabaceae. Gene Ontology annotation, biological process: translation.